Fusarium tjaetaba is the source of this 1797-nucleotide messenger RNA. Its product is annotated as general alpha-glucoside permease. Lineage: Eukaryota; Fungi; Ascomycota; Sordariomycetes; Hypocreales; Nectriaceae. Bases 1 to 1797 code for a protein of 598 amino acids. Gene Ontology annotation, cellular component: membrane. Gene Ontology annotation, molecular function: carbohydrate:proton symporter activity. The transcript has 3 exons. The record is from RefSeq and is a predicted model, not a curated record. Gene Ontology annotation, biological process: carbohydrate transport; transmembrane transport.
AUGUUUGGGUCAAAUGCCAAUCUUAGCAAAGAUGAGGUCGUGCUCAUAUCCAUGGCUUCCAAAGGAGUUGCUUCUCAUCACGAGUCAGGUAUCGACGAACCCGCCCCAGAAGAUCUUGCGCGCCAGCCCUCACAUGUCUACUCCAACACCCUUGACAGUCCAAUAUGGCUGCCCCGCCGAUCAACAAGCUCAGGCGGUGUCGGCGCACGCAUUCAUCGCGGCUUAGCAAACGAGAAAGAGAUGACUCUGCUCAGCUGCUGCCGGCACUUCCCCAAGGCGAUUAUGUGGUCUUUUCUUCUCUUCCUUACCGUUGUCAUGGAGGCAUACGAUAAGUCACUUAUCUCCGGUUUCCUUGCUUUUCCGUCCUUCAGGCGUAGGUACGGUGAACCCAGGCUACCGCUUACUGACGCCGUUGGGGAGCAAGACUAUGAGAUCUCGCCCUUGUGGCAGAUGGGUCUUCAAAAUGCUGCCGUCGGUUGCGAGAUCGUAGGCCUUCUUGCCCAUGGUUAUAUCUCCUAUGCGAUUGGAUACCGCAAGAUGAUGAUCGUCGCGCUUCUGUGGAUGUGUCUUGCAGUAUUCCCGGCUGUCUUCGCACACAACAUCGCUCUAUUACUUGCCUCCCAAGCUCUCUGUGGCUUGUCGUGGGGUGUGAUUCAAACUUUAGCAGCGACCUAUGCUGCUGAAGUGGUACCCUCAGUCAUCCGUGCAGCUAUCCUCAGUAAUGUCAAUAUGUGCUGGCUUAUUGGCCAGCUCAUGGGUACUGGAAUACUGCGGGCGCUUAUCAAGAAUACGUCAGAUUGGUCGUAUCGCCUGCCAUUUGCCCUGCAAUGGGCAUGGGCGGUCCCAUUGCUGUUCCUCAUCUACUUCGCCCCUGAAAGUCCCUGGUGGUUAGUCCGACAUGAGAGACUAGCAGAAGCUCGACAUUCAUUGCAGAGACUCACGAGUAACAAACACAUCGACAUCGAGGAUACAAUCGCUAUUAUGCAGCAUAUUGAUUCAACGGAGAAGAAGCUAGGAUAUGGUGGUUCGAACUUCCUAGAUCUCUUCAGAGGUUGCAACCUCCGCAGGACCGAAGUGUGUUGCAUGACCUGGUCUUGCCAAGCUCUAUGCGGUGCUACCUUAACCGGCUAUGCCCCAUACUUUCUAGAACAAGCAGGCUUUGAAUCCUCCAAGUCAUUCACUCUAGCUACCGGAAUGUAUGGUCUCGGUAUUUUAGGCGGCAUGAUAUCGUGGAUAUUGCUUUCUACAAUCGGACGGCGAAAGCUUUACUUGGCCGGCUUGGUGUCUGCGUUGCUCAUUCUCACCACAGGCGGCACCUUGUCAAUCGUCUUGGCCGACCACUCGUCGUUGAAUUGGGCGCUCGGGUCCUUGAUUAUCCUGAUGACCUUUACCUACAAUAUGUCCAUUGGUCCGGCUUGCUAUGUCAUCGUGGCCGAGAUACCAUCAACAAGGCUUCGGAUCAAGACCAUUGCCCUCGCAAGGAUCGUUUAUAACAUGUUCACUAUCGUGAAUAACUUUGUUGCGCCUCAGCUUUUAAACCCAUCUGCAUGGGACCUGGGUGGUAAGUCUUGUCUAGUGUAUGCUGCUACAUCUUUCCUUUGUCUGAUAUGGUGCUAUUUUCGGCUUCCUGAAACAAAGAAGCUAUCGUACUUGGAAUUGGAUAUUCUUUUCGACAAGGGGGCUCCUACAGCCAAGUUCAAGGAACUACAAGAUAGACUUGCCAAUUCGGCGUACAUCUCUGUGUCAAAGGCAGAGCGGGUCAGGAAUGCUUGGCAUGGCUGGCUGGCUUAUUCCUAG